Messenger RNA from Purpureocillium takamizusanense, 1566 nucleotides. RefSeq lists its product as uncharacterized. Lineage: Eukaryota; Fungi; Ascomycota; Sordariomycetes; Hypocreales; Ophiocordycipitaceae. The transcript has a single exon. Bases 95 to 1348 code for a protein of 417 amino acids. The record is from RefSeq and is a predicted model, not a curated record.
CUGCCCCUUCGCUGCAUGUUGGCUUCGAGACAGCUGCCAACGGCGAAUGGGCUGGUUGACCAGGAUACUCGUUUGAGCCGGCAUCAUAUCGUACAUGAACCGCGCUGCUGUGUUUAAAAGCCGUGGCCCCUCACAACGCGUACAACCCUCACACUCCGCCAUGGCACGGGCUGGCGGCGGCGAGGCGGCCGACGCGCUCAUCGCCGAGAUCAACGCCAUCCUCCGCGGCAGCGUGUGGGCAGGCGUCCCGGGCCUGACCGCCGCCGUGCACUCCUCCCGCAAGCAGAAGACGUGGAGCUUCUCCAGCGGCGUCUCCGACAGGCGCACCCUGGAGCCCAUCGAAGCGGCGGCGCACCACUUCGGCAUCGGCAGCAUCACAAAGGUCUUUGUCGCCGUCGUCGUGCUGCAGCUCAUCGAGGAGGGCAAGCUCUGUCUCGAAGACACGAUCGGCGGGCUCCUCGCCCCGGACGUGUAUCGCGACAUCCCCGACGCCAGGGACGCGACCGUGGCGCGGCUCCUGAGCCACGAGGCGGGCAUCGACUCCUGGGAGGACGACCGGCACUGGAUCCGCAACGCCCGCGGCUGCGAGACGGACCCCUCUCACAUCUGGACCAGGACGGAGCCGCUCGACUACAUCCGUCGGCCCAAGAAGACAGCCCCCGAACCCGGCAAGUGGUACUACUCCAACUCCAACUACACGUUCCUCGGCCUCAUCAUCGAAAAAGUCGCGCAGAGCUCCGCCGAGGUUGAGAUCCGGCGACGCAUCCUCACUCCGCUGGACAUGAAGCAGACCUACAUGGAGGGCUUCGAGCGUCCGGCCGACGACGGCUGUACCCCCCGGCGCUACCACUGGGCCACCGACGCGUUCCGGCGCGAUGCGGGGGUGAGCCCCUCGUUCCCGUCGGUCAACGAGGACCUCAUCGACUGCACGGCCUCGAACCUGUCCACUGAGUGGACCGCCGGCGGCAUCGUCUCCUCGGCAGGCGACCUGGUCACAUUCGCCGCCGCGCUGCGCGACGGCAAGCUCCUCUCCGCCGAGUCCCUCGCCGCCAUGACGGAGUGGCGGCCCGCGAGCAACGGUGAGGAGAUGGGCCGCGGGCUGUUCCGCAUGACGCGUCCCGGAGAUGGGCGGCGGUGGCUGGGGCACUUUGGCGGCGUGCUGGGCUUCACCGCGGCGCUUUGGUGGGAGGAGGGCGAGGGUCGCGACUGCGCCGUCGCGGUGCUAUCCAACGUGGGGACCAUGCAUGCGGGCAUGGUGCCGUCGAGCGGGGGUCACGUUGUGGUCAAGUCGGAGUUGUUGGAGCUGGCUUCCCGGUUGGCUCGCUGUGCUGAUGAGGAGAAGAAGUAGGGGUGCGUUGGAUACGGAGAUCAUGACCUGUCGCUUGUUCAUUGAGGGGCUCAGGAUACUGGAGCGCGCGAGAGGGAUGACAUAGGAUCCUGGGGAAAUCUUGGGUCAAUAUUGAUGGCGUCGGCGACGGCCCAGGGACAUUGCAUUGAGCCGCGAUUGAUACUCCUCUAUUAUUGCGAAGAUAUCAUGACUGGUGCAAUGUCCCAACAAAAUAGCAC